This is a messenger RNA of Thermothelomyces thermophilus ATCC 42464, 765 nucleotides long. RefSeq lists its product as uncharacterized. NCBI's taxonomy places the organism in Eukaryota, Fungi, Ascomycota, Sordariomycetes, Sordariales, Chaetomiaceae. The record is from RefSeq and is a predicted model, not a curated record. The annotation marks the transcript as partial. The transcript has 2 exons.
GCGUCGUGCAGCCGCGCGGUGCUGCAGCAGGUGACGAGGGCGUACGUGGCGGCGCAGGAGGCGGGCGACGCGAGCGUGCUCACGGCGCUGGUGUCGCCGCACCCGAACCAGAUCUACGUCGAGAACAACGGGCUGGCGGACCUGGCCGGGGGCGCGCUGGCCGAGCCGCUCCGGAUCGACUUCUCGCGCUCCAUCCACGACCCGGACCGCUGCGCCGCCUUCACCGAGAUCAUCGGCGCCUCCGACCCCCACCCGCGCGUCAUCCACACCCGCUUCGCCGUGCCUAAGGCGAGCCUGAUCGAGUCGGUGGUGACGGACGAGGGGGACUGGCUGUUCAACGCGACGGGGACGCUGGAGCUGAACGCGGGGGAGGUGUGGGACGAGAUCCCCAAGUCGGAUCGGGCGGCGACGGCGGCGGAGGUGCAGGCGCUGGGGGACGCGUACUUUGACCGGUUCGGCAACGAGAGCGUGGUGGUGCUGUGGGCGGCCGAGCCGUGCUACCGGCUAGAGGGGGGCCUGGCGGCGCGGGGCGAGGUGCGCGACGGCGAGUGCGUCAUGGCGUUCCCCAGCAGCAUCGUCGUGCCCUACCGCCGCUACGUCGUCGACGUCACCCUGGGCGCCGCCAGCCUCUUCGUCGGCUUCCCCGGCCUCGACCGCACCCAGGGCGACGCGCCCAUGCCGGACAGCCACCUGUUCAGGGUGGAGCACGGCAAGAUCAAGUACAUCCACACCGCCUCGGCCUGCGUGGUAGAGGGCUGCGGCCUG